Messenger RNA from Rhinichthys klamathensis goyatoka, 1570 nucleotides. It is a transcript of the gene slc10a7, whose product is annotated as solute carrier family 10 member 7. The record is from RefSeq and is a predicted model, not a curated record. Gene Ontology annotation, cellular component: plasma membrane. Bases 41 to 1051 code for a protein of 336 amino acids. The transcript has 13 exons. Lineage: Eukaryota; Metazoa; Chordata; Actinopteri; Cypriniformes; Leuciscidae.
AGUCGGGUUUAGGUUUAGACGCGCGUCGGUUUGAUGGGCGAUGGGUCUGAUCGCUCGCGUGCGGAAAGAAUGGUUUAUCAUCGGUAUAGUGUUGGUCAUCACGUGCGCCAAGCUCGCGCCGUCCGUGGGAGUGAAAGGAGGUCCUCUUCGGCCAGAGAUCACCAUCACCUACGUUGCAGUAUCUGUCAUCUUCUUCAACAGUGGCUUGUCUUUGAAAACAGAGGAGCUGGCGAGUGCGUUAAUGCACGUAAAGUUGCAUUUCUUCGUCCAGACUUUUACGCUAGUGUUUUUCCCCAUCGCCGUCUGGCUGCUCCUGAAAGUGCUGGCCCUGACGGCGAUCAACGAGUGGCUUCUCAGAGGGUUGCAGACGGUUGCAUGUAUGCCUCCUCCUGUUUCCUCUGCCGUCAUCCUCACUAAAACUGUAGGAGGAAAUGAGGCUGCAGCCAUUUUCAAUUCUGCAUUUGGGAGCUUUCUGGGGAUUGUGGUCACUCCUCUUCUGCUGCUGGUGUUUCUGGGCUCCUCGUCUUCUGUCCCGUUCACCUCCAUCUUCUCGCAGCUCUUCAUGACGGUGGUCGUCCCGCUCAUAGUUGGACAGGUGUGCAGGAGGUUCCUGAGAGAGUGCCUGGACCGCCGGAAGCCUCCGUUCGGGACGGUGAGCAGUGUCGUCCUCCUCAUGAUCAUCUACACCACCUUCUGCGACACCUUCUCCAACCCCAACAUCGAGCUGGACCACCUGAGCCUGCUGCUCGUCGUCUUCAUCAUAUUUUCCAUUCAGUUGAGCUUCAUGGCCCUGAUAUUUUUCCUGUCUACAAGGAAAUCCUCAGGAUUCACUGCAGCGGAUUCAGUCGCCAUCAUGUUUUGUGCGACUCAUAAAUCCCUCACUUUAGGUAUCCCCAUGCUGAAGAUCGUGUUCGAGGGUUAUGAGCAUCUGUCUCUGAUAUCAGUGCCUCUGUUGAUCUAUCAUCCGGCUCAGAUCCUGCUGGGCAGCAUCCUUCUACCCUCCAUUAAAACAUGGAUGAGCGGGAGACAGAAGACUCUCUCGCCCAUAUGAACUGCACUGUCGACUGGAAGCUGUGAAACACUUGGCUGAGCCAAACCAAACCUAACCAAAUCAGACCAGACCAGAAACAACGAGACCAAACCAGGCCGAGACGCCGUUUUACUCGCCGGGCGUUCAGUAUACGUGAGAUCAAGUGCCUUAACUCGACCUGCGGGACCUCAGACGCCAGGGACUGAAAACCAUUCCAUGAGCUUUUUUAAACAGAUACCUGAAUGUAUAUUUUUAUUUUUAUAUGAAGUGUGAAAUCUUUUCUUACUCCAACAGCACUCAGACUUUGUCAGAUGGGUUUGUUUGUGUUAUUUCGACUUCCAGGGUAUAUUUGUGUGGCUUCAUUGGGCUUAUUUUUGCAGCAGUAAAACUGUCAAUGCCCUGCUAACUUUCUUACAUGUACUUGAAGACGAGAGUAUUACUGAACCGGUGGUCGUUUGUUCUGGUGCAGUAAACGCUAAGAUCAGCUGUUCAACUGUGCCAUGUUAUGUUACUGAAGACAAUAAACAGUCAUUAACUCUG